AUGCAUAAUGUAGCUCAUCUUGCUGACGAUGUGGAAUUUACUGGUCUACCUACGAGUCAAUUUUCAGCUUAUGCUUUUGAAAAUUUUUUAGGUAAAAUCCGAAAGUUCAUACGAUCUGGACAUUUACCUCUCGCUCAAUUCGCAAGACGUUACUUAUGUGAGCAGAAAAUUACUCGCACAAAAACUCCUAUGAAACCUAUGUUUGAAAUCCUGAAGCGACAAAAUUACAAAAUCAAAGCCUUGAAAUACAGGAGUUAUUUUAUUCGUCCAACAGCACCUGACAAUAUGGUAUUGUUAAUAAAUUCUGAUGUAUUUGAAAUUAGAAAAGGACGGACUUUAUUUAAAAUGCGAGGAAAAGUCUGGAGCAUUAAAAAACCAACUUUUGAAUAUCCAUGUGAUUCAAUUAUUCGUAAUAUGGUUGAGUGUAGUAAAAUUUCUGAUUCUCUGAAAACAUUUGAAGUUAACCGUAUUUACAAAAAAUUGGUGGCUUUGGAAUUAAAAUCUUGUGAUCGUAGGCCAAUAAAAUUUGUGCUUAAAGAAGAAUGGAUAACCAGUACUUGUAACUCUUAA
Molecule: messenger RNA, 570 nt
Organism: Cotesia congregata
Lineage: Eukaryota; Metazoa; Arthropoda; Insecta; Hymenoptera; Braconidae
Source: the annotation of a GenBank genome assembly